Messenger RNA from Caenorhabditis remanei, 633 nucleotides. RefSeq lists its product as uncharacterized. Gene Ontology annotation, biological process: endosome organization; mitophagy; aggrephagy. NCBI's taxonomy places the organism in Eukaryota, Metazoa, Nematoda, Chromadorea, Rhabditida, Rhabditidae. Gene Ontology annotation, cellular component: amphisome; aggresome. The record is from RefSeq and is a predicted model, not a curated record. The transcript has 3 exons. Gene Ontology annotation, molecular function: protein kinase C binding; K63-linked polyubiquitin modification-dependent protein binding; zinc ion binding. Bases 1 to 633 code for a protein of 210 amino acids.
AUGGAUAUAUUAGAUGAAUUGGAACUGGUUCCGGCAGAACAUCGUCAAGAAGUCGAAAAUGAAUACAAAACUCAAAAAAACUACGAGGAAGCAGUUAGGACUCUUGAAUACCGCUCAAUAACAACUUCGGCUUCGGAAAAUUCGAAGAAGUUGGUAUAUGUCACAUUUUAUACGCAUUCGGACAAAAAAGUAGUUCAAAUGUAUUUGAGUGAAACUCAUGCUCUGGAACAAGUUUCUGGAAAAGCAGCCGAGUUGCUCCCAACAAUACAGUGGAGAGUGUUCUCGGGCACCCAAAAUCAAGCGGAUUUCGAAUUCACAAGCUCCCAUCAAGUCUGGAACUCUAUCAAACGCACUCCAAUCUGCAAAUUCUACUACCUUCUGGUCCAUCUUGAACGUCUUCAUCCUGUCAGAUUCGAUGAUCAAGAAGCUAAUUGCGAUGUGUGUCAUCAGAAGAUUUUUGGACAUCGCUACAAGUGUACAGAGUGUGCAGACUUUGAUAUCUGCCAGAAAUGCGAAGCAAAAUCUCUGCAUCCAGAGCAUGCCAUGCUUCGAAUCGUCAGAAAGGGAACAACUAGAAUUCCUAAUUAUAUUACUAGUAAUGCUCCAAGAUAUGUGUUUCCUUCUGUGUACUAA